GUCGCGGACCGCUUCCGUGGCAAGCAUUGACAACAACCUGUCGUCCUCCAGCUAUGAGCACGAUCCGAGGUCCCUACCAAGCGGACGCUGGGCCAUGGCUGACACUCAAGAAUCCACCAAGUCAGAGCCUGUGCUGCCAGCACCCUAUCAAUCACCAGUUUUAACGCCUGCUCUCUCGCAGUCCUUGGUGAAGGACCAGGAGGACAGCGACGAAGGCUUACGGGAUAUCGCUGAGCACAUGGGAGCAGAGGGCGCUGACAGCUUCGCCGUAAGCCCCGGCCCAAACGAUGCCAGGGGACCAGCGAUCACAAGGAGGCACAGUAUGGCCAUCCUACCGGGGGCCUUCGAGCUUCCGCAAAGCCAGCCUCUUCCAGUGCCUGCCUGGAGACGACUCCUCCGAAGCCUUGCCAAGCGACUGCUUUGGAAGAGGUCCUCUCCACAGGACGGCAAGGUCACCCCCGAAGCCACCAAGGUGAGGCGGAUUCUUCCGACUCAUUCCGUGGAGAUCCCAGGUAGGUCCGGCCGUCGCCGCGCAGUCGUGCUGCAGGAGUUUGAUGUGCUGCAGGUCCUGCAGAGAAGUUUCCGGUUCUCUCGGUAUUCCUGGCCCUUCUCCGAUCCAAAUGGCCGGCCAAGACAGUAUUGGGAAAUCGUCGCCUGCACUUUGCUCUUGGUGCAGCUCCUGUACAUAUGCUUCCAGACCAGUUUCAUCACCUUCGAAGACUACCAGGAUCAAGGUUACUGGGAGCUGAAGUUGGCUUUGCUUGCGGUGGACGUCUUUUGGGUCAUCGAUCUGGGUAUCAACUUUUCGACCGGCUACCGAGAUGCUACACAUGUCCUGCAUAGCAGCGCCCGCUCCAAUGCCCGGCGCUACCUCCGGUCUGGAUUCGCCUUCGACCUGCUGGCCACCUUACCCUCGCUCCUCCUACACGUGCUCCUGGUGGUCGACCCUCCAACCUACGGCUUCUGGCCGCUCCGGUUGGCUGGUCUUACCCCUCUGGUCCGCGCGGUUCGCUUCCGUGGGGCCUACACGCUGCUGAGCCGGUUGGAAGCCAACAUGAAAUCCUCGGUGGUAUCCUCGGCCUGGUGGCUUUUCCAGCUGUUCAUGCUUCCCAUUGUCUUCUCACACCUCUCCGCCUGUGCCUUAUGGUCCCUCGGCCACAGCAACCUGGAAGCCGACCCAGACACCCCCAGCUGGAUCAAGUUGGGCCUGGACAUCUCCAACGA
This is a messenger RNA of Symbiodinium sp. CCMP2456, 1224 nucleotides long. The record is from the annotation of a GenBank genome assembly. Lineage: Eukaryota; Dinophyceae; Suessiales; Symbiodiniaceae.